Grus americana (Whooping crane) is the source of this 12732-nucleotide messenger RNA. It is a transcript of the gene FBXL4, whose product is annotated as F-box and leucine rich repeat protein 4. Gene Ontology annotation, biological process: SCF-dependent proteasomal ubiquitin-dependent protein catabolic process. The record is from RefSeq and is a predicted model, not a curated record. Lineage: Eukaryota; Metazoa; Chordata; Aves; Gruiformes; Gruidae. Gene Ontology annotation, cellular component: SCF ubiquitin ligase complex. Bases 327 to 2189 code for a protein of 620 amino acids. The transcript is spliced from 9 exons. Gene Ontology annotation, molecular function: protein binding.
GCCACGGUGCGGGGCUUCCGGCGGCGCCUGGCGCGGCGGCGGCGGCCCGUGCUGCUCCGCCCUCCGGACGGGAAGUAAAAUGCUUUCUAUGGGGACUUCUGCUUCUGAUGCCAGGACACUUUUGAAGACUUACUUUGUUGCUCGGCUUCAAGGAAGAUGAAGUUGUUAAUGAAUUCUGAGCAUCCUUCAGGAGGCUAGUGACCCUUCUAUCAUUGGUGAAUGCUGUCAUGGACAACUUCAAAGGCUCUUUUCCAAAACACCACAAGCAGUUAAUGCACCUUAUAAAGGACUCUUGACCUUUUUGCAUCUUCCUAAGUCAUAUCUAGAUGUCACCAGUGUUUCCCAUGUUAACAGUUCUGAGCAUGUUUUACUAUAUGUGCCUUCGGCGCCGAGCUAGGACAGCGACGAGAGGAGAAAUGAACAGCCGGAGGGCUAUUGAAUCAAACACCCGAGCCUUACCUAUCAACGUUGAAAUAGUUCAGUAUGCCAAAGAAGUGUUGGAUUUCAGCUCUCACUAUGGUAGUGAAAACAGCAUGUCGUACACCAUGUGGAAUUUAGCGGGUAUUCCAAACGUGUACCCUAGUUCUGGUGACUUUACUCAGACUGCCGUCUUUCGAACUUACGGGACCUGGUGGGAUCAUUGUCCUAGCGCUCGCCUGCCAUUCAAGAGGACGCCACCCACCUUCUGUAGCCAGGACUACGUGGAACUCGCUUUUGAGGAACCAGUUUAUCCCACCGCAGUGCACAUUCUGGAAACAUAUCAUCCUGGAGCUGUAGUCAGGAUUUUGGCAUGCUCUGCAAAUCCUUACUCUCAAAAUCCACCAGCUGAAGUAAGAUGGGAAAUCCUUUGGUCUGAGGCACCUACAAAGGUGAAUGGUCCUCAGGCUCGGCAAUUCACACCUUGUAUCAAGCAGAUAAACUUUCCCACAAACUUAAUCCGAUUGGAAGUGAACAGCUCUCUCCUGGACUAUUACACCGAAUUGGAUGCAGUAGUACUACAUGGUGUGAAAGAGAGACCUGUGCUUUCACUUAAGACUUCGAUGAUUGAUAUGAAUGAUAUUGAUGAAGACGAGGAUGAAGAGAAGUAUGGCUGUGGAAUGGACAACCUUAAUAAGCAGUUAAGCAUUGUUACCCUCAGGGAAUGGCCGACUAACGGAUAUUUUGAUAAACUGCCUUAUGAGCUCAUCCAGUUGAUUUUGAGUCACCUUACAGUACCAGACCUGUGUAGACUAGCGCAAACUUGUAAGCUACUGUAUCAACAUUGCUGUGAUCCUCUGCAGUACAUUCAUCUCAGUUUACAACCUUACUGGGCAAGGAUUAAUGACACAUCUCUGGAAUACCUACAGUCUCGCUGCACUCUCGUUCAGUGGCUGAAUUUGUCUUGGACUGGAAACAGGGGAGCCAUCUCUGUUUCUGGAUUUAGCAGGUUCUUGAAAGUUUGUGGCUCUGAAUUAGUACGUCUUGAGUUGUCGUGUGGCCAUUUCCUCAAUGAAACGUGCUUGGAGGUCAUUACUGAAAUGUGUCCAAAUCUUCAGGAAUUAAAUCUCUCAUCCUGUGAUAAAAUACCACCUCAGGCUUUCAACCACAUAGCCAAAGUGGGCAGCCUAAAGCGUCUCAUUCUCUACCGAACAAAAGUUGAGCAAACAGCCCUGCUCAGUAUUCUGAACUUCUGCUCGGAGCUGCAGCACCUCAGCCUGGGCAGCUGCGUCAUGAUUGAAGACUAUGAUCUUAUAGCAAGCAUGAUGGGAGCAAAAUGCAAAAAGCUUCGCAGUCUGGAUUUGUGGAGAUGUAAAAACAUAACUGAAAGUGGAAUAGCAGAAUUGGCUUCAGGCUGCCAGCUUUUGGAAGAACUUGAUCUUGGCUGGUGCCCUACGUUACAGAGCAGUACGGGCUGUUUCACAAACCUUGCACGUAAACUCCCAAACUUGCAAAAGCUCUUUCUUACGGCCAACAGGUCUGUGUGUGACACAGACAUUGAGGAGCUUGCUGCUAACUGUACGCGUUUACGGCAGCUGGAUAUAUUGGGGACGAGGAUGGUAAGCCCUGCAUCUUUAAGAAAACUGCUGGAGUCUUGUAAAGAUCUUUCUUUACUCGAUGUGUCCUUCUGUUCACAGAUUGAUAAUAGAGUUGUCCUAGAGCUGAAUGCCAACUUUCCUAAUGUGUUCAUUAAAAAGAGUUUCACCCAGUGACUCACUACAUAUGCUGCUGUGGAAUUUGUUUGACAGAGUUGUUUCCUGUGAAUUUGUGCUGACUUUUUUUUUAAGAAGAAUAUAAAUCCCCUAUGAAAUAGUGGAAAGUAUUAAUUAUCUACACAAAUGGGUAAAAUACAUUUAAAUAUAUUAUGCAUUUCUUAAAGAAUUGAUAUUGUACCUAACAGUUGUUUUACUCUGUGUUAAUUUGUGGCACUGCAUGUUUUUAAAUACCAGCCAUAUGUGUGGCUUCAAUGAGAAGAAAGUGAAGAAUGUCAUUUAACUGUCCCUUGAUAGGGUGUGUGAUACACAAUAAACUAUGUUAAUAUCCAGGUGAAAGCAGAAGUUCAAUAUUUAGCAGUAAGCAAAAGAUGGGUGCUUCCUCUUUAUGUAUAUGUGUUUGUGUGUGUAUAUAUAAAUGUAUGCAGAUGUAUUUGUAUAUACAUACACACUUACUGUAGCAUUCUAGUUUGGCCAGCAGCGUAAGUUGUUAUGAUCUGGCCUAUAAUUAGUUGUUUGAAAAUCCAUUUAAGCUUGUGUAAGAAUGGAUUGAAAAGACACUUUGUCUUCAUUUUUUUGGCAGUGAAUUGUAUCUGAUACGUUUUUUUCUCCCUUCCUCCACCUGAAUUAGAUGUAGUGAUGUUUUACAGACCAGCCUAAGCGACACAACAGAUAAAUGCAAGAAUCUUCCACCUGAACUUAGAGCAGAAACGAAAGAGAAAAUUGCCAGCUGCUUCUUGGUAUUGGAGAUAAAGUUUGAGCCAGGUACUUAGUGUCGUAACUGGUAAUGUGUAGAAAACUCCAGAGCAAUUUUCUUUUCAAAUUUCUGUCAUUGUCAAGACUUGAUUUGUGAUACAUCUGGUUAUCAUGCAAAGUACCAUGAAAAGUAGGACUUGGGAUAAUGCGUUAGCAACUGUCCCCUACACUGGCAUCCAAUCUACUGUCAAGUGUAAAACCAAACUUUUUGUUCAGUAAAACAGCAAUGAAAAUAUAGUGAGUUUGAAACAAGGGCAGUAUAAUUUGGUGGUUUAAUAAUCACCAAACCUUAGUAUUGGAUUUGUUUUGGGUUUGGGCUUUGGUUUUUCGUUUGUUUUUCCAAGAGGUGAUUGCUCAAAGUACUAUUGCACUCUUUCUCUUUAAUACUGUUUAGCUUCUGGAGAAGGAAAACUGUGUCGAUGGACAAAUUUUAGAGGUUUCUUCCUUUUGUGCUUCCUUGGAUGAAAUGUUUUUUCUUUUUUUUUCUUGAAUACCACUGCUAGAGUAUGUUGCUAUGUACAGAUUGAGUUUUGAAUUUUACCUUUUUAGCCAUUGUUGAUGAAUAUGGACCAUGAAACACUGCCUGUCAUUUGCUAUUGGCUCCACUAUUCUUGUAUCGAUGGCGCUUAUUAUCUGCUGGAAUAAGAAGGAAAAUAUUUGUCUGGCAGAAGUACAUUAUUGCACCGACGAUCACUGGCAAAGAAUACUUCCAUUUAUGCAGUAAAUAACUGACCGCUACUAGAGGACUGCUAUGAAUCAUUAAGGAUUUGACGAGCCCUGUGACUCCUGAAUGAACGCUUUGAACUCUUUUUGCUGGUGCCAAUGCUUUAUAAACCAUGUCAUGAAACAGUUACAGAACAUUUAUCUGAUUUUAUAAACAGACCUUUUUCUUCAGAUUUUUAAAUUUUACAGAUACUUUUGGGAAUUCCAGAUCCAAAGAAGGGCAUGCACAGUUGGCUUUUUGAUUUUUUUUUUUUCCCUCCACACAGAUGGCACUAUGGGAUUUGCAACUAGAUUAUGCCAUUCCAUUAUUUUUUUUUUUUUUUUUUUUUUUUUUUAGAAAACUGGACAUUGUCAGAGAUCUUUAGAUUCAGAUUUAGUGGGGGGGUUUCCAAGUUGACAGAUCUCAGCUUUGGUAUGAUUCUGUGUGAAACCUCAUUUCUUUCUAUCAGGUUUGGGUUGAUUUAUUUUUCUGGGAGCUUUACUUUUAACUUUUUUAAUCAACAAGUAAUUUUUUUUCAUUGUAAUUGAGUAUUAAACAUUAUUGUCCUAGUUCUAGGAGAACACAGGUUCAGAUAAUGGGAGUUUACAAAGAACAGUAUUUCAGAACAAAUGUUUUUGUUGUGAAAUUUCACUUCUCAGGGUGCAUCUGUGUUUAUCUCCUUUUUUUUCUUAGAGAUCCUUCUUGUUUGUUUUUCACUGUAAAUAGAAUGGGAUGUGGAUGAAGUGUUAGCCAUUGUGCCUUCAAACUGGUAAACUUGGUAAAUAAUAGUUUCACUUCUACAGCAUCAGUGAAUCAAAUAAGUGUUUUUGUAAUCAUGUAUGUGUAAAGGAUUUCAUUCUAUGUUGCUUUUUUGGUAGUAUAAAGGAGUUUUAAAUUGACAUGAUGGUCAUACUAAAGGAUUUUUGUCUUAUGUUGUGCUUUCUGUUUGAAAUUGAUUUUGUCAAGAAUUCUCUAUUGUCACUUGAAAGAUAAAUUGAAGUCUACUUUUUAUUUGGACUAUUUAAAACUUCACUAUCACUAACACAUAAUUAGUCCAAAUGGCAGAGAAAUAAUUGGGAAGGACUUCCAUCUAUAGCUGUAGACUUUAUCCUUCAAUCAGUGAGUAAGCUCUUUUAGCCGUGGCUUUAUACCUCCAAGAAGUCUUCCAGCAAAGAGACGUUUCUAAUAUUUCCAGGAUAAAGAAAACAAUAUGCUUUCAAACCUUCCUUAUACAUCACAAAGAAGCAAGAACAGAUCUUUCUCUUUAGUUCUGUUAUUUUAUACUUAUGCGUGUAUAUCUCUUUAUACAUAUGUAUGUAGAAAUUGUAUAUAUGCACACAUAUGUUUGUGCGUGUAUAUGAAUUUUAUUUGUGUGUGUGUACAUACUUACACAUAUGUAUAAAUCUCAAAGUUUUUCAUGUAGGAAUAACUUGUGUGCAGUGAAUGUAAUAACAAAAGGUGUUUGAUAGCAGUUCUGGUUUCAGCUGUUGUUUUAGUGUGCCUGGAGACGGAGUUCCUCUCCACCUGUGCAGCAGGAAAAGCCUGGGCAGGAGGCGUGCUGGAUUUCUUGUGUUGCUUUGCCAAAGUGCCUUUUGGUUUGUCUACACGUGGAAGGUGUUACAGGGUAUGCCAGAGUGCAAAUGCAGAGUCCGAUAACUACUGUGGACUGUCUCCUUGUGAAGCUGUCAUAUAGAGGAAAAUUUGUUCUAGUUUCAUUUAAUCCAAAAUGAAUGAUGCCAAUUCCUCCGUUGGAGGAAUUUUAAUUAUUCUGGAAUUGGGUUGUCAUCUCUAACACUAGACCAUCCCUCAGUCACAUUAUCUAAAUUCUGCUUUUAAGGAUAUUCCAUUUUUUUUAAUCUUGUACUUUGAUCUUGUCUGUCUCUCAGAAGCAUUGUAAAAGAUGUACUUUGGCAACAGAUGUUAAAAAAACACUGCUAACAUGUCAAAAAAAAAAAAAAAAAGGCUUGCUCUGAAGUGCUCCUGUUCCUAAACUAAAGGAGGGCUUCCAUACUAUCUGUAUGAAAUUGGUGUGGGAUGGCAUGUAGGCAGAUAUGUCAUUCUUUCGGUCAUUUUAAAAAUUAAUAUGAUAAUUUUACCAUUGAAAGCAUCUUCCCAACUCUUGAAGGCUUUAAUUGAAUAGUGUACAUACUUGUAUUCAUAAUUCUGAGCUUUCUGGCUGGAUAACUCUAUGGAAGUUUGAUGGGGUUUGUUGUUUAAAUUAUGCACAUGAUUAAGUACAUUAGUGAGCAGGACUUAUAUGGAAGAACAGGUUUGCAUAGGAGUUUGGACUUUAGAAUCACUGUGUACUUGGAGGUCCAAAUUUCAGACAAAAAAAAGACCUUGUAUUUACUGCCUGAUUUGUUCCUUGGGGCUCUCAUGCCUACUUUUCCAGAUACAGGAUGUCCAGUAAUCGUGGUACACAGUGAGUAGAAUUCAUCUCACUGAAUUUUAGCGCUCUCAAAGUUAGACAUCUAGUUUAAGGGAGGAAUCUGGGCACCUCUAGAGAGCUAUUAAUCUCCUCCUAAGAUAGAUAUUGAAGGAAAGUGGAAUGAAUCAUGUUCUGGAGAGCCUCUCUGGAGACUGUGGAAGCUGUGAUUUAGCUCAGGUUAGAUACCUGGCUUUAGAAUACUAAAGUGAUAUUAAUUCCAUCCAGCGCUGUACUACCUGUCUUGGAAUAGCAAAAAACAAGACUGGAACAACAUCCAUCCCCAAACCUCAAAAUUUGCCAAAAUCCGUCCAGAAAGAAGCAAAUUAACUUAAAAAGUCAAUGUUUUAAAUGCCAGGAUCUGCUUCUGCUCCUGAGUCCCUUGCCAAUGCUGGUGGUAUGUUUUUUUUUUCUUUUUUUUUUUUUAAUUUUUUGGUGGAAAUGCGUCCUUUUUCCCUGUUCUGAAAUCUCUGGCUAUAUCUAUACUUCUGUAAAUGCAUGAAAUUAAUGGGAAAAUGUAAUUAAUGUAUUGUGGCUAUUUGAUAAUCUUUCAUGUUGCUAUAAUUCAGACUAUGGCUAGGUUACCUGCUUUCCUGUCAUCCCAAAUGUUACCCACUGUGCAUUUGCAAAAAUUGUGUGUUUAAUCCUGGUUCUUACCGUCCGUACUUAUUGCAUCUUACGAGUUAUGUUUCCCAUGUCACAUCUGCAGGACUACUAAAUUUACAAAAUCUAGAUAAAAUGUAGCAUUUCAUUGUAUGCAGUAUGGGGGUGACUUUAUUGAUUUACAUGUUCGUUAUUACUCUUUUGCAAUGAUUCCGUAAGUUGUAGCUUUUGAAAUUACUAGGCUAGAAAUUCCUGGUUUAAUGCAUCUGUACAUGCUGUGUUGGACACCGUCAGGAUUUUUCCCAAAUGCAGGCAUUUGUCCUUCACUGAGAUGACAAUUUCUGUGAUUUUAGAUUUCUGACUUGAUAAUGAAAAAGGGCUCUUUACUAAAUAUUGCCAGGCAUGGGGACAGGUUGUGAGAACUGACAUGAGGAAGAGCUGAAACAUGAGUCUUGCGUGUUACAGAUCCUCAUGAUCAUCAAAGAAGGACCUCGGCAAGAGGUGGCUCUUUUUAAGAAGAUUCAGCCUCAGUAAUAGCAGGCAGUGGCAAGAUUUUCCUUUUUAGCUAAUGGACUAAGUACUGUUAUUUUAGUUUGAAUUAUGUAGCUCUAGUUUCUCCCUGUCUUGUUUUCAUUUAAGAAUGAUAAAUGGCACAGCUAGGACAGACAUCCUGAAUUGGAGAGGAUCCUUUGUGAGGAAUGAAGUUUUUCUCUUGCCUGUUUUGUUCCCUUUUCUAAAAACAAACAAAUAAAAAAAGCCUCAACUAUUUCAAAGCUCUCUCUUUUUCCUUGGAUACUGAAGAAAUGCAAAUGUCAGGAAAGUUGAGAAAGGAAACAAAGGGGACUUAUUCACAUUUAUCUGGAAACUCAUGAAAGGGUGGCCAGAGCUAUUUAUAGACGUGAGGAAAGUAAGUGCAUUGUUCUAGAUCAGCUGUCAUCUUUCCCAGAAAUUUAGUUUCCCAUAUAGUUUCACAUGCUCAUACUUCUAAGUCGAGAUUUAGCAUUUAGAUGCUUUUAAUACUGACCUUUCAAAUACGUGCUUGUGCAGUAAUUCCUGAUGUUUCUUUGUUUCAUUUUUAUGAACUACAUAAAAAUAUUUUUUUCUUCACCUAUCGCUGCCCAUCUGCAUUUUUUUGUUGAACUCUGAAAUGAUUUUGUGCAUGCACACACAGACACAUCUAAGACUUAAUUGUUUAGGAUUUUUGUAAUUGGUCCUUUUAUGAGGACAAAUAAAUGGCAGUUUCGAGGUGAAAAUGGUGAAGAGAAGGUUGCAGGGAAAUCUUAUCAAUGUAUAGGAAUACCUGAUGGAGAGGGCGACAAAGAAGAGGAAGACAUAUCCCACGCACAGGACAAGAGGCAGUGGGCACAAACUGAAACACAGGAGACUCGGUCUGAACACAAGACAACACGUUUUAUGGCGAGGGUGACUAAGAAAGCCUGUGGAGUCUCCAUCCUUGGAGAUACUCAAAAGCUGCCUGGACAUGGUCCUUGGCAACCAGCUCUAGGUGGCCCUGCUUGAGCCAUAGAUGAGCUCCAGAGGUCCCUUCCAACCUCAAACGUUCUGUGGUUCUGUGAUCUGAGACUUGCCCUUUGGUUGUUCCGUUUGCUUCAGUGUACUGAUUGCUGAAGAUGAAAGUGGUCAGAAAGGAAAUAAUACCUAUCUUAAGAAACUUGAAAUGUCGAGAACAGUCACAAGAAUCUUGUUGGUUUUUAAUUUCCUUUUUUUUUUUAAGGAAAGUUGGUUUUUUUUCUUGGUUUAAAUUAGUAAGAAAAUCUAAAUGUAACUUACUAAAAUAAAAUUUUGGUAAUGUUUUUGACAUACAGUUCUGUAAUGUACAAAACACAUGAUUACAGGAGUAUUAUUGUCACUCUGAAGUCUGAAAGUUAGACCAAGGACUAAGAUAAAUAUCCCUAUUCUUGGGUACUGACAAUAGUUUCUGUUUAGAAAAUUAGUUGUCUAUCAUAUAUUAGGAACAGUUUAGUUUGCAUAUUUUUUGUAUUAGUUUACGUAGAUCGUAUAAUAAAUUGGGAUUACCAUGGCUUAGGUGCCAGUUGUUUCUGCUUACCGAGUAUAGUGGUUAGCUGUUCGUAGUGCCAAAACAUGAAAGUUUGAAUUCAGAUGAAGAAGAAGACAAAGUUUAUGAAACACUGAACUGUCUGAGCAUUUUAGGGAGAUACUGUGUAAUUGUGGUGAAUUACCAUCUUUUGUGCACUUACCGUUAUUUGUCAAGAGCUGUGGGGUAGUACUACUCACCAUCAGGAGAUGGGUUCUCUCUCUCAGACCUUGGUCUCUUUAGGUUUAUUUUCCUCAGGGCAGUGCCACAGAUUUCUGCACAUACACACUAUUCUGGAACUAAUAGAGGCAAAUUAAAAAUAGCUGGUUUAGUUGUGAUUUGGAAACUAAUGGCUGGGCUAUGCUUGGAGUUAUUUUGGAAGAGUUACUGAAAGUGAAUUAAAAUAACAAGGAAUUGGUGUGUUGCAGGGAUGCUGUGCACUUUUUGAUUUAACUUUCACAUACAGACAAGUCCUAAUUACCAGCUGUCCCUUGAGCUAUCUUAGCAAAAUCAGUGCAAUGGUCUCACUCUACUUAUUCCUAGUGAGCAUAAAGCCACUGCAGCUCUUCAGCAUCUUGUGGCUUUUUGCAUUCCUCUCCUUACCAGGCAGAGAGUGGAUUUGGGGUGUCUUGAGACUGGCCUGAGCUCCGCAAGUGAGGUGCGUGAAUUGCGUGGGGAAAUUUCCUGCUCACGUUUAUUCCUAUGUGCAGAGGAGAAGGAAUGGCAUCUCCAGGCCUUCAAAUUUAAAUACCUGAACCCAGCACCUGGAUUCAUUUAAAAAUAAUAAGUCUCUCCUUGCCCCCCCUCAGAUAACCAGCAACAAAAUACUUGUGCUGUGUUUAUGAUUUAAUAACAUGCUCCACUUUCUGCCGCAACAAUAGGAGUUUGAGUAAUGUUGCAAUGAACUCCUACUGUAUUACCUUUUAAAGGAACUAAUUUAUAUAAAAGGUGGAAGAGCAGCAAUAGAGGGAACAGUUCUGGACACUAUCUGUAAAUAGCUCUGCUAUGCCAGUAAGCACCAAGAAGCAAGUUAUGCCUUUUUUUAAUAACAAGUCGAGAAGGACAAAAGGGAUAAUUGCCUCUAAGCACAUUUUCUAUAGCUGGAGGAUAUUUGUAUCAUCUAAUUUUAAAUAUCUAGGGUAGGUACUAAAGUUAGGAAACUAGUCUCCUCUGAUCCCUUCACUCUGGAGAGACAGGUUCCUCCGCUGGGUAAUUCAGAUUGGGAGAUCAAUCUUAAAUUGAGGUCUUGAAUUGACCUCUGGAGAAGCUGAGGUCCACAUAGACCACUUCUGUUGGAAGCCAGCUUCCUGGACAAUGCGGGCUGUCCUAGCACGUGUGGAUUUAGAGUGAGAUGCUCCCUAUUAGCCCCUUCCAUCAAAGGCCACUGCUUUCUUUACUCUGUUGCUCCCUAUAAAAUGUCUUGGCUAAAGCUAGAAAACUUUUUGUUUUCUGGUAGCUGAGUCUAUAGAAGUACUUGUUUUUCUUCUUUUUUUCCCCUCACAAGUUGGGCAUUAAAACCUGAAGAAGGAAGAGGACAGUAAACUUCAGUGAAAAGAAUUAACAAGCAACGGGUGGGAGCAUGUUGGCUGUGCAAAUGUCUUAAUUCAACUUAGCAUACAUGAGGAUAGCCACUUUCGAUGGUGUUCCAAGGCUCCUUAACUUUUAGAUAACUUCACCUCACUACUGCAUCCAAAAGAUGUCCAAACUGAGGUGGUUUAUUUUCACCCCGUAAUGGUGGUUCAAGCCCUGAAGCAUAAAAUCAACAUCUGAGAACAAGCAAGUUCUAACUGGCUUCAGUAACUUUCCUAACUAAGGUCCUUUGAGCAACAGACGUUGGAAGGUUUAGAUCAGAAAGGCUAGCAAGAGCAUAUUUGAAGCGUGGUGAAGGCAGCGGUUAGCAAAACCAAAAGUGGGAGGUGGGGGCAGUGGUUUGUGGACAUGUUUUUCCACAACUGUUUCCUGAUGUUAAGCUACAUGGCCCCACGAAGCUAACAUCCACUACUUUGCACUGUUGCAGUCCUAAAUAUAGUCAAUAUUCUAAGAGCUGUGUCUGCACGUGCAACCUUAGAUCCCAAAUUUGUUCUCUGUGCUGUCAUUCAGUAAGUUGUACACAUUCAGCAUUAAACCCAUUUUUCAUUUUGUGCUCUUCUUACUGUGAUAGCAGUGUUUACCUUAGCAUCUUCUGUAAAUUUGUUUUUAAUAUUCCCCUCUGUAAUUGGUUUGCGUGGCAAGGCUUUGGUAGCAGAGGGGCUACAGGGGUGGUUUCUGUGAGAAGCUGCCAGAAGCUUCCCCCAUGUCCGAUAGAGCCAAUGCCAGCCGGCUCCAAGACGGACCUGCUGCUGGCCAAGGCUGAGCCUAUCAGUGAUGGUGGUAGUGCCUCUGGGGUAAUGUAUUUAAAAAGGGGGAAAAAAACCUGUGCCACAGCAACUGCAGCCAGAGAGAAGAGUGAGACGAUGUGAGAGGAACAACUCUGCAGACACCAAGAUCAGUGCAGAAGGAGGGGCAGAAGGUUCUCUAGGCGCCAGAGCAGAGAUUCCCCUGCAGCGCCUGGAUAAGACCGUGGUGAGGCAGGCUGUCCCCCUGCAGCCCAGGGAGGUUAAUGAUGGAGCAGAUAUCGACGCUGGAACAGGUGGAGGACCUCAUGCCAGAGCAGGUGGAGGCACUCGAAGGAGGCUGUGACCCUGUGGGAAGCCCAUGCUGGAACAGGCUCCUGGCAGGACCUGUGGACCCAUGGAGAGAGCAGCCUACACCAGAGCAGGUUUGCUGGCAGGACUUGUGACCCCGUGGGGGACCCACGCUGGAGCAGUUUGUGAAGAACUGCAGCCUGUGGGAAGGACUCACAUUGGAGAAGUUCAUGGAGGACUGUCUCCCUUGGGAGGAAUCCCAUGCUGGAGCAGGGGAGGAGUUCUCCUCCUGAGGAGGAAGGAGCAGCAGAGACAACGUGUAAUGAACUGACCACAACCCCCAUUCCCCGUCCCCCUGUGCUGCUGGCGGGGGAGAGGUAGAGAAUUCGGGAGUGAAGUUGAGCCUGGGAAGAAGGGAGGGGUGGGGGGAGGUGUUUUGAUGUUCGGUUUUAUUUCUCAUUACUCAACUCUGAUUUGAUUGGUAAUAAAUUAAAUUAAUUUCCCCAAGUCGAGUCUGUUUUGCCCCUGACGGUAAUUGGUGAGUGAUCUCUCCCCAUCCUUAUCUCGACCCACGAGCCUGUUGGUACCUCUCCCCUGCCCAGCUGAGGACGGACAGUGACAGAGCGGCUUUGGUGGACACCUGGCCUCCAGCCUGGGUCAACCCACCACAGCCCUCUGAGGCUUGUGCUUUUUUUAUAUUUAUGCAAGUACUUGAUUACAUUUCAAAACGAAGGGGUUUUCCCCUCCGAGUGCUCUGCUUGACCAACAGUAAAUGGUCAAGUGAAUGUUGUUAGUGUGUUACUCCUGUUCACGUUUGACUACUGCAUCUUCUCUCUCCGUGUAACCCCACGGUCUCUGUGCACGUGCGGGCACAGCUCAGGCACGCAGACCUGGCGGCUCCUCCUUUGAAUGCCUUUGACUCCUACCACUUAAUUUGUAUUUCUGGUAAGAGGUAAGGGUUUACUUGAACACACGUAAAACAGAGGUGUUAGCCCUAUAUUUAUAAAUGAUUGAAUUUAUUAUGGAGAAAUCAUCUAAUGCCUUAUAUUGCUAACGCAAAGGUAGGGGUUUUUUAUCUUAAAAAGUUAAUUACAUAUUUACACACCAAUUAUUUCCAUUUAGUGAAUUAAGCCUUUUUUAUUCUGGUGUGUCGGAUCAUUUAAAAUGUCAUAAUAUUGUGUUGUACAGUUUUAUUCUGUUACUGCCAGUAUAAAGAAGUUGAAGUUAAUGUCCUCGCCGAGUUGUCAGUGUCUGCUAAUUCAGAGAUGACAGAAAUGUGUUAAAAUAUAUUCAACCUAUAAUAUUUAUUUUGCUUUGCACUUAAUUUUUUUUCCCUUUGACUGUGUUGAAAACUACCACGUGUACAUAAAAUAAUGAAU